Messenger RNA from Paraphaeosphaeria sporulosa, 1518 nucleotides. RefSeq lists its product as uncharacterized. The coding region runs from base 1 to 1518 and encodes 505 amino acids. Gene Ontology annotation, cellular component: high-affinity iron permease complex. The transcript has 4 exons. NCBI's taxonomy places the organism in Eukaryota, Fungi, Ascomycota, Dothideomycetes, Pleosporales, Didymosphaeriaceae. Gene Ontology annotation, molecular function: copper ion binding; ferroxidase activity. Gene Ontology annotation, biological process: reductive iron assimilation; cellular response to iron ion starvation. The record is from RefSeq and is a predicted model, not a curated record.
AUGAACGAGACCACCUCGCUUCAUUUCCAUGGCAUGUACCAGAACGGAACCGUUGCAGCAGACGGUCCUGUUGGAGUCGCUCAAUGUGGUAUAGCGCCUGGUAGAUAUUUCCAAUAUCGCUUCGUAGGGAAUCCAGCUGGGACGCAUUGGUGGCAUAGCCACGAAAAAGCGCAAUAUACAGACGGUCUCAGAGGGAAGAUGAUCAUUCAUGAUCCUGUAUGGGAGGCAAGUUUGAAAGUCCAUAGGCAGAUCUAUCUAAGUGUAUCGGACUGGUGGCACCAGCAAUCACCAUUCAUGGUCCAUGAUUAUUUGAGCCCCAACAACACCGAUGGCUCCCUUCCUACUCCAAACUCUUUCUUGUUGAAUGAUAGCCGUGCACCACCAAGGUUCAGACUGAAGCGUGACAGACGAUACUUGGUACGAAUUGUCAGCUUUGCGGGUCUUGUCUGUGGCCAAUUCCAUAUCGCCAACCACACUCUCACUGUUGUGGCGAUUGACGGCGAACCAGUGCGUCCAGCGAUCACAGACACGAUAGCCAUAUGUGCAGGGCAGAGUUACGACUUUAUUGUCUUGGGGAACCAAUAUGAGCAGGCUGCUAACUACAUUCUCAAGAUGACCACAGAUAUGUUAACAGGGCCCAUUCCGUCUAGUCAAACGAGGGCAUUGAUCGGAGACAUUGCACUCGAAAACAAUACUAGCAUAGCGGCAGGUAUAUCGCCAAACGGAUCGUUCACUGGCCCAUACGGCUCUCAGGGCGUUUCGUACAUUCCCACCCUUCUGAACUUCAAUUGGACAGCGCAAGGGAUUCUGGACGAUGCGACACUGGUGCCCUUAGAUAACGAACCACUCUUCAAGAAUGUCACUAGGCGAAUCAACUUUCGCACCAAUCAAGUCUAUUAUGAAGGCAUUGGAUCGCGCAUAAGCAUUGGUAUUCAGCCCUACACUGAGCCGAGAGUCCCUUCCCUCCAAUCCGCGUUAACGACCGGUCAAUUGGCGCUUGAUUGGACGACGUAUGGACCGGGCACAAGUCCCUAUGUUGUGCGACACAAUGAUAUCGUUGAGAUAUACAUGGAGAAUCCUCAAAUCUGGCCACACCCCAUGCAUUUACACGGACACAACUUCCAGAUAGCAGGGCGAGGCCUGGGCAGCUGGGAUGGCAAUGAGGACUCGCUAUACCAGACGCCCGCGAGACGCAACAACCUUGUUAUCCCACCUUUCGGUUGGUUCUUGAUUCGCUUCAUAGCUGACAAUCCUGGCGUUUGGUUCCUCCACUGUCAUAUCGAUCUCCACCUGGUUGGCGGCAUGGCCGCAACCAUCGUUGAAGCGCCCGACGUGUUGCAACUCCAGCAACGAAUUCCGAUCCAGAAUAUUGAGGCUUGCAAAGCUGAUUAUCGAUGCUCUGUGGGUACCUGCAACUGCAGGCUAGACAAGCUUUCUGAAGAAGAGUCGAACGAACAGUGCAAUACGAUAUUCAACAAUGUCAAUCCCGCCAGAUAUGGAGCGCUGCUCCCAUGUUGA